AUGGCCACCUGCUGCCAGCGCGACGCGGAGGACGCCGCUCGGGCCCGAGCCAUCGUCGCGCAAUUCAACCAGUGGGAGGCCGAGCUCCAGGGCCAGCGGCACCGCCAGCAGGCCGUCGUGCCGCCGCCCCGCGUGGGCCCCGACCAGGACGCAGAUGUCCACGACGAAGACUCGGACUUUGGCUCCGACACCGACCCGAACAUGGCGCACGAGGCCGCGCGGCUGCGCGACGCCCGCAUGCAAGAGCUGCGCACGGCCGCCGCCCGCGGCGCCGCCCAGCCCGCCGCGGCAGUGGAGCUCGCGACGCUGCCUGAGUCGGACGCGCUGACGGUGCUCAAAGACACCCCCCUCGCGGUCGUGCACGUGACGGACCGGCCGCAGUCGGCGCAGUGCCAGGAGCUCGACGAGGUCUUGGCGGGCUUCGCGCGAGCGCAGGCGGACCUCGGCCCGGACGAGCUUCCCCGCGCCCAGCUCGCGCGGUUUCUGCGGCUCCCGAUCUCGCGCGGGUCCCCGCUCGCGCUGCGUCUGUGCUCAGGGUUGGUGCCAGCGGUCGCGUGCCUGCGCGGCGGCACGGUCGUGGGCUGCACGCCGAUCGAGGCGUUCGGCCCCGAGGUGGACGAGGAUGCCGUCGGAUCGUUCCUGCUCGCGUGCCGCGUGCUGCCAGCCGGCACCGCGCCGAAACGCGCACACCCGCAGACUCCGGCUGCGCGGCGGACGUCCGAGGGCGGGAGCGGUGGCGGGGGUGGAGCGUGA
Messenger RNA from Pedinophyceae sp. YPF-701, 753 nucleotides. Lineage: Eukaryota; Viridiplantae; Chlorophyta; Pedinophyceae. The record is from the annotation of a GenBank genome assembly.